AUGAUAAUAUUUUUAAUAUUUGCAAGCUUAUCAAAUGGAAGUUUCCAAUGUAAAACGAAUGAGUAUUGGAGUCAAAAUGAAGGAGUUUGUAAAAGUUGUAGUCAACAAUGUUUAACAUGUUGGAGUGAUACGAAAUGUACUUCAUGUAGAGAAGGAUAUUAUCUUAAUGAGAAUUAUGGAUGUGCACAAAGAGAAGCUGGUCUUCAAGAGGUAUGUAAAACAUGGGAUGGAUUAUAUUGUGUAGAAUGUAAAGAAGGAUAUUAUAUAGAACAAAUGAAAUGUAAUUCAUGUAAUGUAAAGAAUUGUGAGAAAUGUACAAAAGAUAAAUGUUUUAAAUGUAAAGAAGGAUAUAUGCUUUAUGAAAUAAUAGGAAGUGAUGGAAAAGAGAAACAAGAAUGUAUUGAUUGUACAAAUGAAGAAAAUGAUGAUAAAUGUGGUAAAUGUCCAUUAGGAAAAUAUUUUGACAUUGAAACAUUUUCAUGUAAAGAAUGUAGAGAUGGUUGUGAGAGAUGUACUACAAAAGAUAAUUGUUAUCUUUGUAAAGGGGAUAAAGCAUUAAAAGAUCCAACAGAUCCAAAUAGUGAAUGUGUUUCAAUUUUACAUUGUACAUCAGGAAAUUAUUAUGGAAAUCAAUGUGAACUUUGUGAAGAAAAUUAUUUUGUUCAAAAAGGAAUGUGUGUUAAAUGUAGUGAUGGAUGUAAAAGAUGUAUAAAUGAAAAAGAAUGUAUUGAAUGUAAUAGUACAUUAUCAUUAAUUAAUGGAGAAUGUAAAAAUGAUAUAAAUUGUUUACGUUCAAGUAAUACAAUGGGAUGUGUUGAAUGUAAAGAAGGUUAUUAUUUAGGAAAUGAAGGUGAAUGUAAACAAUGUCCAGUUCAAUGUAAAUUAUGUAAAUCAGAUUCAUAUUGUUUUAGAUGUAAUGAUAAUUAUUAUUUUACUGAUGUUUCUAAUGGUAUUUGUAAUAAAUUAAAUAAUAGAAUUUGUAAUGUUGGUGAUCAAUAUGGUUGUUUACAAUGUAAAUAUGAUGUUCCAUAUAAUGAAUCAUUAGAUAAAACUGAUGCAUUAAAAUUUAAUGUACCAAUUGAUACUUCUUUUAAAUUAGGAUAUUAUUUACCUUAUUCAAUUACAUCAAAACGAGAAAUUAGUUAUGAACCAACAUGUAAAAUGUGUAAUAUUACUUGUCGUAUUUGUGAUAAAAAUCCAAAUUGGUGUACUGGAUGUAAUGCUGGAUAUUCUCUUGAAAAAGAUACUGAAGCAACAAUAAAAUAUUUUGAAGAUUUUGGUGUUUAUAAUGAUAUUUAUAAAUGUGUUAAAAUGCCUAGUAUUUGCAAAAAAACUGAAAUGGGAUAUUGUGUUCAAUGUGAUGAUAAAUAUUUUCUUCAAGGUGUUGAUUGUAAAGUUUGUGAUGAAUCUUGUGAUACUUGUUUAUCUGACAAAUCUUGUCAAACAUGUAACUCCACUAUUGAUCCUAAAACAGGUAAUGCAUUAUGGUGGAGACGUCCUUCAGAAAGUUCUUUAGAUACCCAAAGUUUAUGUUAUUCUACUAGCAAUCUAACACAUUCUUCAUUAUCAAAUUGUUCAGAUAAAAUAACUACAUCUGGUUGUAUAUCAUGUCAUUCUCGUUUUUAUUUAAAUGAUGGAGAAUGUCUUCCAUGUCCAACAGAAUGUUAUGAAUGUGAAUUAAAAAAUAAUAUUACAAGAUGUACUAAAUGUAGUCCAAAUACACAAUAUUUGUCUAAAGAAGAUAAUAAAUGUCUUGAAUGUAGUACUAUAGAACAUUGUUUAGAAUGUAACGAAAAAGGAUGUACCAAAUGUGAAGAUGGAUAUUCAGAAACAUCUGAUAGACUUUUAUGUAAGAAAGUAAGGCUUGGUUUAAUCAUCUCAUUAAUAGUUAUUGGUCUUCUUUUUAUUGUCAUUAUUAUUUGUUUUAUCAUCUUUUUAAUUUGGAGAAGACGUAGAAAAAUUAUUAAAGAAAGAGAAAAAGAGAUUAAACCAUUUAAAGUAAGUGGUGGUGUGGAAAUGGCUCUUCUUUCAGCUGAUAAUGCUAAUUUCCCAUUAAAAACAGAUAAAUGGAAACUAACAUUUGAACAUGCAGGAUCAAAAGUUAUUGUUGAUAAUUUAUAUGAAGAAACUAUUAAAAUAAUAAACCCAACAAAGAAAACAUAUUUCUUUGAACUACUAUUAGGAGCAUCUCAUAGAUAUGAACUUUCAGUAGAACCAAUGAGAUUUACAUUAAAACCUGAUUAUGCAGUUGAACUUAAAUUUAAAAUUAAAAUGAUAUGUACUGCUGUUGUUAAUGAUGAAAUUGGUAUUAUUGCAAUGGAUUUAGAUGAAGAAAUAAAAGAAACUGCUAAAAUUUCUAUUAUUAUUGAAUCUGAUUUAUCAACUAAAUUAGAUCAUACUGAAUUAAAACUUCAAAUGCCUGCUAUAGGUGAAGGUGCAUUUGGAAUGGUUUUUAUAGGAAGUUAUAGAGGUCAAAAAGUUGCUGUAAAAAAAAUGAAAGCAAGAACAUUAACUGAAGAACAAGAAAAAGAAUUUAAACAUGAAGUUAAUAUGUUAACACAAUAUAGACAUCCAUGUAUAGUUAAUUUAGUUGGAGCUGUUUAUACAGAAGGAGAAAUAUCAAUUGUAACAGAAUUUGCAGAUUAUGGAUCACUUUCUAAAUUAUAUAAAAAAGAAUUAUUACCUUUUGAUUUAAAAAUUAAGAUUAUGGAAGAUAUUGUUGUUGGACUUGCAUUUUUACAUGAAAAUAAUAUUAUUCAUAGAGAUGUUAAAGGUGAAAAUGUUUUAAUUUAUUCAUUAAACCCACAUUCUCAAGUUUGUGGUAAAUUAACUGAUUUUGGUACUUGUAGAAAUAUUUCUGAAAGAGCUCUUCAACUACAACCAUUAUCUCAUGGAAUUGGAACUCCAACUUAUAUGGCACCUGAAUGUUUAGCAAAUAGUAAUUAUUCUUAUAGUGCUGAUGUUUAUUCAUUUGCUAUAAUACUUUAUGAAACGUUUACUGAACAACAAGCAUAUAUUGAUGAUGAACGAUUUAUUCAACCUUGGACAAUUCCUCAAUUUGUUAUUGAAGGUCAUAGACUUGAAAAACCAAAUGAUAUUCCAGAAAAUUAUUGGAAUUUAAUCAAUCAAUGUUGGACUCAAGACCCUGAAGAUAGACUUACAUUUAAUCAAAUUCAUCAUAUUCUUAUUAACUGGAACCUUGAUAUUUGUAAUACUGAACUAUCAACAAAUAAAAAGGAUCCUUCUCUUGAUUCUCUUUCCAAUUAA
This is a messenger RNA of Entamoeba histolytica HM-1:IMSS, 3267 nucleotides long. RefSeq names its product tyrosine kinase, putative. The record is from RefSeq and is a predicted model, not a curated record. Gene Ontology annotation, biological process: protein phosphorylation. Gene Ontology annotation, molecular function: protein kinase activity; ATP binding. Bases 1 to 3267 code for a protein of 1088 amino acids. The transcript has a single exon. NCBI's taxonomy places the organism in Eukaryota, Evosea, Mastigamoebida, Endamoebidae.